CGAGGACGUCUUCAAGGGCGACAUCAAGGACCCCGCCGCCGACCCCGUCGCCGCCAUGGUCGCGUACCGCAAGCCCAUCGUCGGCGCCAUCGCCGGAUUCACCGUCACCGCCGGGUUCGAGAUCGCCCUCGCCUGCGACCUGCUCGUUGCGGGCCGCGACGCCGAGUUCGCCGACCCCUACGCUGCCGAGGCCGCCGCUCCUCGCUGACCUUAGCUACCCCAAUGCCGCCGAGGACGUCGUUUCUCGCCGACCCCAACUAUCCGAAGCCGCGUCGCUGCGCCCGAGGCCGCGUCGCUCCUCGCCGACCCCUGCGCCCGAGGCCGCCCACCUCCUUGCCGACCCUUGCGCCGCUGAGGUCGUCGCGCCGAGGCCACCCGCUCCGAGGCCGCUUGCUCCUCGAUGACCUCCGCCCGCUCCUCGCCGACCCCUGCGCCGCUGAAGCCGCCUGCUCCUUCGCCGAGCGCCUCGUCGCCUUCGCCUGUGUCGACGGCUUCUUCUCCGGCUCCUGCUGAGCCAUCUUCUGGCUCAAGAAGCGUGGCCUCAUGCCCGGGCUCACCUUCUCCAACAAGCUUAUCUCCCGCGACGAGGGCCUCCACUGCCGCCGCCGCCUCCGUCCAAGUGAUCUCGGUGAGAUCCGCUCGCUCCCUCCUCCGCUCCUCGGCGGCGCGCGACCUGCGCACGCUCGACGAGAUCCUGAGCGUCGCCGACGCCGAUCCCUUCAACAGCAAGCUCUUUGUCCACGGCCUUGGGUGGGAAACCACCUCCGAGGGGCUCCGCGCCGUGUUCGCCCGAUACGGCGAGAUCGAGGAUUGCCGCAUCGGCUUCGUCCAAUUCCGUCACUGGAGCUCGGCGAGCCGCGCCCUCCGUGAACCCCAGAGGCUCAUCGACAACUGCAUGACCGCGUGCCAGCUCGCCUCCACCAAACUCACCCCGCACUGAACCAACUCGUCACCGCUUACCAAGUGUUCGAUCUGUGGCCACAACGAGCCACUGUGUUGAUCCAGGCUGCGGUGCUUAAGGCCGAGCACGUGCAUGCGGCGGACGCGCCGCAGAAUGCGCCGACGAUUGGUGCGCAGCGACGGGCUGCUUGCGGAUGUCAAUAGCGAGCUUUCGACCGUCGGCAUGUUCGUUGACACCUGCUAGGACUCGUUCGACGAGUUCCCGGACGUCGACGGCUCGCCCCUCGCAAAUGUGCAGACCAAUCUCAGCAGGCUCGUCAGCAACAGCAUCAGCCUCGCCGCCUACAAGGCUGCCUAUGAUAUUGCUUUGACGGAGUUCACGCCAACAAAUCAUGCCCGCCAACUAUUUGAUGAAAUGCUUAAGAUGUACUUUUAACGUCGAACCCGAUUUGUAUAUAAAGAGAGAGAGCGGUGCUCUUCUCUCUAUAAAAAUGUUUUAUCAAAAAGGAAUG
Messenger RNA from Ananas comosus (pineapple), 1412 nucleotides. Its product is annotated as UBP1-associated protein 2A-like. The coding region runs from base 401 to 940 and encodes 179 amino acids. The record is from RefSeq and is a predicted model, not a curated record. The transcript has a single exon. Gene Ontology annotation, molecular function: RNA binding. NCBI's taxonomy places the organism in Eukaryota, Viridiplantae, Streptophyta, Magnoliopsida, Poales, Bromeliaceae.